Plasmodium gaboni is the source of this 2757-nucleotide messenger RNA. Its product is annotated as putative elongation factor Tu. Lineage: Eukaryota; Apicomplexa; Aconoidasida; Haemosporida; Plasmodiidae. The record is from RefSeq and is a predicted model, not a curated record. Bases 1 to 2757 code for a protein of 918 amino acids. Gene Ontology annotation, molecular function: GTPase activity; GTP binding. Gene Ontology annotation, biological process: translation. The transcript has a single exon.
AUGAGUAAUAAAAGAAGAGGAAAAAGUUUACUUUACGACGAUUAUGAUGAUGAUUUCGAAGAUUAUGAUAAUUAUGAUGAAAAAGAAUAUUGCGAAUUUGAUUGUAAAGAAGAAAAAAAAAUUGUUAAUAUAAAACAAGAAAAGGAUAGUAAUAAAAAGAAGGGAAAUAAUAACAAUGCCAAAAAUGAUACAAUAAAAAAGAAUGAAAAUAUUAACAAUGCCAAAAAUGAUACAAUAAAAAAGAAAGAAAAUAUUAACCAUAUCACAAAUGAUAAAAUAAAAAAGAAAGAAAAUAUUAACCAUAUCACAAAUGAUACAAUAAAAAAAAAAGAAAAUAUUAUCACAUUACAAAAUAUUAAAGACAACAAUAAAUAUAUAAUGCUGAACACAUUAAAUGUACUUGUAUUAGGACAUAUUGAUGCUGGUAAAUCUACACUAAUAGGUGCUUUACUUUAUAAUUUAAAUUAUGUUUCUGAACAAACCAUAAAAAAAUAUGAACAUGUCAGGGAAAGUGCGAAAUAUACUUAUAUAUUAGACGAAGAAGAAGAUGAAAGAGAAAGAAACAUAACUCUUUUUAAUAAAAGAAAAGAAUUUUAUAUAUAUUUUACCAAAGAUGAUAUAAAGUUAGCAUAUGAUAUUAUAACAAAUGAAAAUGAUUAUAAUAAUGAUGAACAGCAUAAACAAAAUAUAGAAAAAAAUACAAAUGAAACAUAUACAAAUGAAACAUAUACAAAUGAAACAUAUACAAAUGAAACAUAUACAAAUGAAAUAUGUACAAAUAAAAAUAUUUAUGUUAAUAAAAACAUAUUUGAAGAUUUUUAUAAAAGGAAAGUUAUACAUGAAGAUGUUAUAUGUAUUAAAAAGAUAAAUAUAUUUGAUACACCUGGUCAUAACGAAUUAGUAAAUAAUUUACAUACAUGCAGUUUUUAUGCAGAUUGUGCUAUAUUAGUAGUUGAUGCGAAUAAUAUAUAUAACCAAAAGAACGAUGAAACAUAUAGGAAUGUAUGUAUUUUAAAAUCUGUAGGAAUUAAUAAUAUCAUUAUAGUAAUCAACAAAUUAGAUUUAUUUGAUUAUGAUAUAAAAGUGUUUGAACAUAUAUGUUCUAUUAUUAAAUCAUAUUUUGAAUGUCCUAAAAAUGAUAGUAUUUAUGAAUUUGUUUUUAAUCUUAAUUUUUAUGUACAUAAAAAAUGUCUACAAAAUGAAAAGAAACAAAAAUUAUUAGAAAGGAAUUUAUUAUUUACACCUGUUUCAGCAUAUAAAAAUAAAAAUAUUGUAAACUUUGAACAAAAUGAAAACAUACCAUUAUUCAAUAAUUAUCUAUGUUUAUAUAACCAAAUUAAAUUUAUGAAUAUAAAAAAAGAUUUAUUUUUCUUUAAAUUAUGUGAACAAAUUUUAGACGAACAAAAAAAAGAUUCUUUCACAUUAAAUUCAUAUUAUAAUUUUAUUAAAAAUAAAAAUCAUUUAUUUUUUGCAAAUAAUAUCUUUUUUAAUUUUGAUAAGGAAAAAAAUCAAUUCAAUUCAAUCAAAAAUGUAACAAAUGAAGAUAACCAUUUUGUAGGUGUAGUUCAAGAUUUUACUCAAUCAAAUAAUAUGAUAAAAGCUAGUAUUAAAAUAUUACAUGGUUAUCUAAAAACAAAAGGUAUAUCUUAUACUUUAUUACCAUGGAAAGAAAAUGUCACCAUAAAAAAAAUUGAAACAAAAAAUGAUAUCUUUUAUAAAUUUAUAAAUAUUGACCAUUUUUCAACUCUUUUAGCAAAUACACCAAAUAUAAUUAAUAUGAUUAAAAAUAGCCCUCUUCCACAAUCAAAAAAUCUAACAAAUAUAGAUAAUAAAAAUGUAGAUAAAGAAAAAAAUAAAUCAAAUACAUGUAAGCAACAAAAUUAUAAUAUAUCAUGUUCAAAUAUUAUAAAUCAUAAAUAUAAUUCGGAUCAAAACAAUUUUUUUAUUUUAAAUACCAUUGAAAAUAUAUCAGAACUAGCCAAAUAUUGCUCCAUCCAAAAUGAACACUUAAAUAUAACUAAUGAUAUCAUUGAUAAUGUGUACCUUAAAAUUGAUGAUAACAAAAUAAAUAAUGGUUGUAUUUUAAUAAAUACAGAAACAUUAGAAAACGAGGAAGAACAAGAAAACAAACAAAAUAAAGAAAAUAAAGAGAAUAAAGAAAAUAAAGAGAAUAAAGAAAAAUGUAACUUAUCAUUUAAUACAAUACAUAAUAAUAUUUUUCAUGUCAUCCCUUGUAACAAAUUUAAAGUAUUAAUAAAAUUAAAUGAAAUACGAAUUCCACUUAUUAUAGGUAGACAAUAUCUUUUUUAUUCUUUAAAUUUUGCACAUAGUGUAACUGUUACAAAUAUUUUUUCUCUUUAUAAAAAAAAUAUUAGUUCAAAUUCUGACAAUUUGUCAAUUUCAUCAAAUAAAUUAAAGUUUGCUGAUAAUAAAAAUAUAACGGAUAUUGAAAAUUAUGAAAAAAAUUUUAACAAAUAUAUUGAUAAUAAUAAUAAUAAUUUUACAUUUUAUGAAAAACUUGAUAAUAAAAAAUGUUUACGUAGUCAUGAUAUAGGUAUUAUAGAAAUACAAGUUAAUAAUAAUUCUCUUAUUUGUGCACAAUAUUUCAGAGAGGAAUUAAAAUAUUUUAUUUCUUUAGAUACACCAUUUUUUAAUAUUUAUGAUUUUCUCUUUUUUACCAUUUCACCAUUGUCUCGUUUUAUUUUAUCUGAAGAAAAUCAAAUAAUUGCCAGUGGAUUAAUAUUAACAAAAUCAUGA